Messenger RNA from Heterotrigona itama, 612 nucleotides. The record is from the annotation of a GenBank genome assembly. Lineage: Eukaryota; Metazoa; Arthropoda; Insecta; Hymenoptera; Apidae.
AUGUCGACGGGCAAGAGGCUGGCGAAACGUAGUAUUAUCGGCACCAGAGUGUGUGCUCCCGGUGAGGACGGGAAGUACUACAGUGGCGUCAUUCACGCCGUGAAAACGCCGGCGUCAGCCGCGUCCGAGUCAGGCCUCAGCAUUACACCGAAGACUCGCUACUCCGUGCGCUUCGACUCUGUGCCAGGCGGUCGGCCGCCGAGUCCCAGCACCGAAUACUCUGACCGCGACCUGAUCGGCCCUGGCUUCGGCUCCGUCACCAGCGCGCGCCUCGUACCCGGCCAGAAGGUUUAUCUCACGUACAACGGACGAGAAAUUCACGCAGAGGUCACGCAACACCGCGAGCAUCUCGACGAGGUGGACGUGAUAAUUGCGCCGACCGGCCAAGAGGUAAGCCAGUUUUCUGUUACAUUCUCUCUUUUAUUUUGUGUUUCAUUUCGCGCGCGUUCCGGUAAACCGGCGGGAUCGGCAGCGCGUAUUCUGCUGUGGGGGAGGGGGAGGGGGGGCCGGGUAACCCUCGAGCGGCGGAUGUGACGCAGCUAUUUUUAAACAUGGUGCUUGCUGUCUUCGACGACAAAUCUGUCGCCUCGUUUAUUCAUUUUUCAGUGCUAA